Messenger RNA from Aspergillus campestris IBT 28561, 5583 nucleotides. Its product is annotated as putative sister chromatid cohesion protein Mis4. The transcript is spliced from 6 exons. Gene Ontology annotation, cellular component: Scc2-Scc4 cohesin loading complex. The coding region runs from base 39 to 5309 and encodes 1756 amino acids. The record is from RefSeq and is a predicted model, not a curated record. Gene Ontology annotation, biological process: establishment of mitotic sister chromatid cohesion; replication-born double-strand break repair via sister chromatid exchange; establishment of protein localization to chromatin. NCBI's taxonomy places the organism in Eukaryota, Fungi, Ascomycota, Eurotiomycetes, Eurotiales, Aspergillaceae. Gene Ontology annotation, molecular function: chromatin binding.
CGUCAUUACGCUUCAUAGUCUCCGUUGCUAGAUAGACCAUGGACCAAACCUGGCAGCAUCCGGCCGUGCAGGUCGUGAUCAAUGGCCACCCUCAGGCGCAGGCGCUGUCGCAGGCUCACCAUGGCAGUGGCCCACCGCAGCGCCGCGAUCGCCCGUUGUAUGUGGAAGAAGCGUUGCAGUAUUCGCCCAUGUCCAGCUCCCCGAUAUUCGGUUUAGAUUGUAUCCUACGCCCGGACGUGGGUCGCCCUCCGAAUACGACUUCCAUCAAUCAUAUCUUACAAUCGGGUCGGACUGCGUUGAGUGAUCUGAAUGCGGAGGUGCAAGCUGGAGGAGCGGAUGAGUCGAAUCGCUUGGAGACGUCUCGGGAAUAUCUACAACAGUUGCUGGAUGGAGACCAGUUGACGGAAUUUAAAUUCAAGCUUCCGAUAAGGGCGGGCAAUAAUCAGCCUCCUCCGCCGCCCGCGGUGCCCCUUGACCAUGCCCCCUCCCGCGAUCACUUGGGCCACUUUGCGAAGAUGAUGUUGAACUCCACCGAUAUAGCGUUCAGGUACCCCACCGCGCCUAAUUCUUACGAUGCAGGCAUCCCUCAGAAACCCGCUGCUUGGAAUCAGAAAGCGCAUGCGAUGAACAAAUCGGUCACUCCGUCCGCUAGUCUCCCGAACCAACAGACAAGCAACCUCUCCGUCGUGAUACCCGUCAAGCCGAUCCCGUCCUAUGGAGAGGGCCGCGGUGACCCCAAGAGAAGGAAGCUCAACGCGGAUGGGGAGGAUAGUAUUGCCGCCGUGCGUCUGAAGGACCAGAAGGAAGAGGCCGAUGCGGCGUUGGUGAAGCUGCAGACUAUGCUUCAUGAGGAGGUCUUUGCGACUGAGGACCAGGAGGAGGCAGGGGUGUUGUCGUCCGAUGUCCAUAGUCGUCUUCAGAAAGCGAUCAGGAAGGUCAUUGGCUUCAACCGGCUUCGUGAUAUUCCGUCAGAUGACCUCAAACGGGUCCAGAAGCUCUGUGAAAAGCCCAUAAUGGAUGCAAGGACCGCGUAUUUGAAGCUGGACGACCCGUCGAAUGAGUCUGAGACCCAAGACUGGCUGAAGCGUUUGGAAGACCUGCACAAUGCUCUCCUGGCAGUCGGCACACUGCUGCAAACCAUGUCGGGCUCGCGGACAGAACGGGAUCUUUGUCCGGAAGAUCUUAUAGAAGCUAUUCCCGACGUCCUCAACCAGACAUUCGAUAAUUGCAUCAUCCCUGCCGUGGAGGCACGACCGGCAAACAAAGACCCCGGAAGCAGGGAUGCCAAAUUCUUUGCAUUCGUUUCCGGGGAAAGACGUACCAUUGGAAGUGUGAUCCAACAGAGCAAAAGGGACCUUGCCCUCUUCGCAGACUUCCUAGCGCGGGUCGAGGUCUCGGAGACUACGAUAACGGCAACGCUGUUUUUCGCAGCCAAGCUGAUCACUGUCGACAACGCGCACACGGAAAAUAACUCCGCCGUGGGCUAUCAGAAGUAUGAGUCUGUCCGACGGGGGGCCAUGGAUGUCCUAGCAAAGAUCUUCGCCAAGUAUCCCGACCAGCGACCAUACAUCCUGAAUGAGAUCCUGAGCUCGUUAGAGAAGCUCCCGUCGGGGCGGCAAAGCUCCAGGCAGUUCAAGCUCGCUGAUGGGAAAAGCAUUCAGUUUCUGACUGCCUUGGUCAUGCAACUUGUACAAACCACUGCCUUAGACGUGCCUGGCUCUCGAUCAAAAAAAGCUGGUCGAACCCCCGAGGAGGAAGAGGAAGACGAGGACGAUGACGAACCGGAGACCCUGGAGCACCUUGCGUCGAAGGUUGAUCGCUUAUACGACAACGCCGUACGCAGCGCCCAGUCUAUCGUCAAGUUCAUUGUCCAACGAGCAAUGACGUCGACCAAGACCGGUGACCAGCCAUACCGAAAUAUCCUUGACCUCUUUACCGAAGACCUGAUAAGCGUGCUUGGUUCGACAGAUUGGCCGGCCGCGGAACUACUCCUGCGCAUCAUGGCUUCCCACAUGGUCGGGAUUGCUGACCAUGACAAGAGCCCGGCUACUGCAAAGAGCAUGGCCCUUGAGCUGCUAGGCUGGAUGGGUUCCGCCAUAUCCGAUCUCAUUGUGACUGCCCAGCAUCUGCUCCCGGCCAUGGAGGAGUCAGACAGCGACUCAACAGACUAUCUGAGGCAGAUGUUCGACGAUUAUUCAAAUCGCGCCUUACACCCGCAGGAUCUCGUCGUGCCCGAAGGCCCCUAUCGCAUGACCUUGGAAUACUUUUCCCAAGAUCGUGACCAGGACAAUUGGCAGAUUGCCAGCGCCCGGGGUUACUAUCUGGCGCAUUGGGCAAAGACGUUUUGUUCUGUUUACUAUAGUUCGGACGAUAAGGAUGAUGGCGUCCAGGAUGAUGUGGUCGAAGAUCUGGUGGAUCUCUUGUCGAAUCUCUUCUCUCACCCGACGUGGCUGGAGACCAACAAACAUUUCGGGAAGAUCUCCACCGCCCAUGGGAGGUUCGCGUACAUCUUGACGGCGCUGAAUUCCGGCUUCUGCAAGGCCUUCGACACGAUUCUGAAGGUGCUUUUGAACUCCAUCACCAGCGAUCAGGCCAAGGUUCGCAGCCGCAGUCUGAAAAGUGUGAUCUAUAUGCUUGAGAAAGACCCGAGUCUUCUGGAUCGAGAUGCGUCAGUCAUGCGCGUGAUCCUCCGAUGUGCCACGGAUGCAUCCCCGAUGGUCCGUGAUUCUGCGCUGUCCCUGAUCGCAAAGUGCAUCGCCUUGAAGCCCAAAUUCGAAGAAGAUGGAUGCCAGAGUAUACUCAUUUGCGCCGCUGAUCCGACCGCUGGCGUUCGAAAGCGUUGCAUCGGACUCCUCAAAGAGAUCUAUCACAAGACGUCGCGUAACGAAUUAAAGCUACGGAUCUUGGACAGUUUUCUCCAGCGGACCGGGGAUCUCGAAGAGAGCGUGGCGGCAAUGGCGCGCCAGACAUUCGAAGAGAUAUGGCUGGCUCCCUUCCACGAACAAAUCGACUCCGCGCAGGAUGGCCCGAGACUGAAGGUCGGCCUCGAAGAGCAGGUAUCAUUGAUCGCUAGUCUGGUACAGCGCAGCGAUACGGCUCUCGACACUCUUGGUGGAUGUCUCAAGAAAGUCCUCUCUGACAGUUCCAAGUCUUCCAAACUCAACUUCAAAGUUUGCAAGGCGAUGGUGGCGACAAUGUUUGAGAAAUUGGUCGAAGAUACUGCUGACUCUUCGGACAACCAAUUUCGCCAAGCCCUCCUCCAGACCAUCACUGUCUUUGCCAAAGCAAAUGCGAAGCUUUUCCGGCCCGAUCAGCUGGAGAUACUCCACCCCUACAUUGGGCACCUUGCUACCGCCGAGGACCUCUUCCUAUUCCGGUCUGUGGUGGUGAUCUAUCGAUGCGUCUUACCUUUCUUGUCCUCUGCGCACCACAGCCUUUUGAAGGAAGUCCAGAACGAUCUGUUCAAGAGUGUGGCUAAACUUGCUCGUUCGGAGCUAAAUGAAGUAAUGGCUUGUCUGUGGACGAUCAACAGCGUUCUGCACAAUACGGACCGGCUCGUGAAGCUCACAUUAUCAGUCUUGAAGCCAAUCCUGCAGUACAAGAACAUGGAUCUGUCGGAUGGUUCCAACAAGGAUUUCCUAGCCCGAGCCAAAAGCUACAUUCGGAUCGCUGGCUGCGUCGGGCGACACUGUGACCUCGAGAAAUACGAGCCACACUUCAAGAGUUCCUUCCCGACCUGGGGUGGUGGCUCCGUCGCCGGCUUGAUGGUCGAUGCCAUUAUCCCCUUCACGCUUGCUAAACAACCAUUGGAUCUACGAGUGAUGGCCCUCGAGAGCUUGGGUUCCGUGUGCCAGUCCUGGCCUGGCCAAUUCGGCCGCGAAGGAACACGGAAAAUCCUAUCCAUGGUGUUCCAGGAAGACAACCCCAGCCUCCAGAAUAUCGUGCUCCGGUCAUUUGCCGACUUCUUCGCCAUGCACGAAGGACGCGCCGAGAAGGCAGUGCUGCCGUCGGCCGAGAUCGCUGACCAGGAAAAUUCGACGAGGUUAGGAGGGUCGCUGAGGGCCAGUGAUAACGAUGGGGCCGCUGCGUUGAUCGCCCAGCAUUUCCUGCAGAGCAUGCUGCGGAUCGCUCAAUCUCGACAGGAUGCCUACGCUUUGACCGCCAUCGAGUUGGUUGCCAGUAUCAACCGUCAAGGCCUAGUCCAUCCCAAGGAAUGCGCCGGCGUUCUGGUCUCGCUUGAGACGUCGACCGUCCCUGCGAUUGCCAAGGUGGCCUUCGAAACACACAAGAUGCUCCACCAGCAAUACGAGUCCAUGUUUGAAAGGGAGUACAUGCGCGCGGUGCAGGAAGCCUUUUACUACCAGCGUGACAUUGUGGGCGAUUCAACCGGUGCGUUCAGCCGCCCGUACGUUGCCAAACUCGCGCCCCUAUUCGAGAUCGUCAAAGUCAGCAAUAGUCGGUAUCAGCGAAAGUUUCUUGCCAACCUCUGCGCGAAGGUCGAUCUGGAGCUGAAAACCUUGGACGCUACGGGUGAUACUCCGGAACACCUGUUAUUGUCUCGUUUUGUCGCCCAGAAUCUGGCAUUCUUUGACUACGCCCAGCUGGCGGAGCUGGUGCCGACUAUUGGGUGCAUGGAGCGCAUUGUUGCGGCGACUGGAACCGUGGUGGCCCAUGCUAUUGAGACCGAGCUGUUCCCCCCAACGGUGGAAGCACCCCCGGCCCCCGACGGGGCGCCUCUUCCUCCAGCAUCCGAGGCACCACUGCCUAUCGUCCCGGCACCGAUGCCCAGCGUACAGCCGCCGGCGAAUCCACAGACGCUCCGCUUACUGUCCACGGCAGCGGCCUCGCUUUCGAUGCUCUGGGAAGCUCGAACGUACCUUCGGCGUCUAUACGGCGUAACAGCGCACGUGCGCAACAAAGACGGCAAGGCGGCAAAGGAACUCAGCAAGUCCGCCACGAAGGUACACGGGGUGACGGGGGAUAAGUUCUGGGACGCUAUAUCCCGCAACAUGGCCUCCCUAGACACCGAGGAGAGCAUGAUCGCCAAAUGCCGGGAAUUUGCCACGCUGCUCUCAAUCGACGACGAGUUCAAGGUUGGCGAAGACGAGGACGCAGAUGGCGACAGCCUCGAUGCCGACAUGGAGGAUGCAGGCGCUGCGGGCGGUGUCAAUAACCAUAACAACAACAAGCCAGGCAAACGCAAGAAUUCCUUCCCCGGACAGAACCCCCCGAAGCGUCGCGGGAGAAAACCGGGUUCUGGGAAGAGGAAGCCCAGCGCUGAGCCCAGCGAGGACGCGCACUGGGGUUGAGGGCGAGUGAGUCCCUAACCUAGUUUUUUCUAUAUUGAAGCAACAAUCAAUCAAUCCAUCUAUUUUAUAGAGCUCGCAUGUGGGACCGGAAUGGCGUUAUGCUCUUCUUCUAUUUUCUUCCCCCUUUGAUUUUCUCUUUCUAUCUGAUAUGCCAUAUUUACUUUGCCCUUUUCAUAUUUGUUGUAUCUUAUUCAUUGAGCUAUCUAUGCUGGACGGGGGCGUCGUUGCGGUGCACGAUCUGAAGGACGAGGUGAUAUUGAGGGUUUAUCUAGCU